Molecule: messenger RNA, 441 nt
Organism: Colletotrichum abscissum
Lineage: Eukaryota; Fungi; Ascomycota; Sordariomycetes; Glomerellales; Glomerellaceae
Exons: 1
Coding region: 1-441 (146 amino acids)
Source: RefSeq, a predicted model, not a curated record
AUGGCCCAGGGUACUCCAGGAUGCCGUGGGCCGGCAAUCGCAGCCUCACCGUUGGCUAAGCCUAGCUGUCAUCUUGAUCUGUGUUUCUAUUUUAAGCACCCUCUCACCACCGGUGUUGCAUUCUCGAGUUCAUUGAAGCUCUUCGGAGGCUUCGCCAUCAUAAGAUAUGCAAGUCUCGGGGCUCCAGGCCAGUGCCGUAUCCACAAACUCGACAUUCUUGCCAUUUCGCCGGCAACAUCAACACCAACCACUCCGAUUGUGCGGCACUUCCAAAGCCUGAGAGAUCAACAGCCGCCAUCCAGAUCAACGAAGAAACAUGUGAAAGGAGUCUGGCCCCAUCCAUCAUGCGGGGUCGGAUUGGACGGGAUCGUUCCCGUGCUCACAGGGGCUGCGCCACGCUCUGAAUGCCCUCGAUUGCUAUUUCAUACGCUUUCAGGUUGA